CGUAGACAAACUUCGAGCUCGAGAGAUCUUGAGCAAUAGUUUGUUGCCAAAUCGUGUGGCGUUCCCGGAGUGGAUCUUGAUACUUCGGCUGUUUUAGCCAUGUCACAGCUUCAUCAAGAAGCCUUGCGAAGACAGCAUGUCGUUGAUAAGCAAAAUGUAAAUGAUUUGUCUUGGUCGUUGCCGAAAAACAGAAGCAGUCAAAACCUACGCAGUCCUUUCAGUUCCGGCAUAAGAAGCAAUACCAGUCCAAACUCAUCGUACCAAGGAUUAGCCAUGGGUAGUAGUCGUGGUUCCAGCAGCAAAGAAAUUGUUAUCACAGACCCUUACUUAGAUGCAGUAGCGAAAGCAAGAAAAGCAAGAACUCAGAAUAGAUUUUCGUCAACAGAUUACAUGAUGCAGUGGUGAAGAUAACUGAGCAACUAUUGAUACAAAGAAUGUUAUUAUGCGAUGUUGUUUUCUGACAUAUAACUGUACAUUUUCAAGGCAAUAAACUCUUCAGACUAUUUUCAUGUUAGA
Molecule: messenger RNA, 516 nt
Organism: Stylophora pistillata
Lineage: Eukaryota; Metazoa; Cnidaria; Anthozoa; Scleractinia; Pocilloporidae
Source: RefSeq, a predicted model, not a curated record